AUUUGUUGCCGUGCUACUGACUCGACCAACUCCGAAAAAGCUCACAAAAUGUGUCUGCCAUGCUCAAGGCGGCGUUGCUGCUGCGCAUGGCAAGACUCCACUGAUGUCUUACUCUGAUGCACCUUGUUCAAUACGUACUUUGCCCUUUUCCUUUUCUCCUUCUGCAGACGCAGGAGGAACAAUGGCAACAGACUGCUGGACACAGGUAACGAAUCCUUCCACAAACGCUUUGCGCUGUAAGCGGCUGACCUCAACACUGAUAUGCUCGCUGACUUUGUGGUACAUGUCGGCGAGACCAGAGGUGCGUGUUGGGUGGCUCUAGGCAUACUGAUGCUGUUCAGCGCGCCAGCCUGGCUGCAGACCAUCAAGACGAGCUUUGCCCAGGUGCAGAGCAAGCGCGCAAACACAAGUCGGCGUCCUAGCGGGGUCCUGUCACAAUCACAAUUGGAUCAGGCCACUAUGGCGAUCGCCGCCCCAAUGACGUGGUUGGCAGCGCAGAGGGCUUACUUGCCGAAGCCUGAAAACAGGGCUCACUAAAGGUUGAGCUAUGAGGUGGCCAUGCGGUCCGUCUUUCGAGGUGCAUGCCAGUAAGUGAGGCAUCCAGAGAGCUCAUCGACGAUGCUGUUGCGAUUGCCACCCUCAGGUGGCGUCCCUAUAGCACACACACCAUUCAGAAUCGAUCAAUGGCAGACGCUCAAACAGUCUUGUUUGGGUCGUCGGAACGCACGAGCGAGCACGUUGUCUCGAUCGAGCCAGUGACGGUCGUCAGCUCUGAGUAGACAAGCUGUGCAUUCGUGCCUUGCCUACUUCGGCGGCAUCCAUCAUCCCUUUGGGCGGCGCUGAGUCGUUGAGACUCUGAACGUCGGUUUCCACUUCGAGCGCUGAUUCGGACAGGGGCGCAUACGAGCUCGGUAAGUCAUCAGGCGGCAAAGGCUUUCUCUCGCGUAUCACAGUCGACGCAGUCGUACCGCAAGAGAUGCUGGCAUCUGUUGCCGACUUGAGAUACCGCCAGUUGGGCAGCUUAGCGGUCCACUUGCAAGUCGAAAUCAUCAGCCAUUUGAAAGACUUCGCACCUUGGUCCCAUCUCCGCCCGUCGCACGUCUCGCCGCAAGCAAACGGCGAUCGAGCCGAUGAAUGACAUGGACUACACAGCUUGUGGGGACUUGGCCAAUGCUGCUCGCUUGAUCCUCAUCUUGACGGGCCCGGCCCGUAAGGAGCGGUGUGGCGUAUCGAACCGUUCCCUGCGGUCCGAUGGAGAGCGACCACGGGGAUCGGGCGUUGCCUCCACAGAUUUGCCGCAUUCGUCGCGAUUGAUGACAGCUG
Molecule: messenger RNA, 1323 nt
Organism: Ceraceosorus bombacis
Lineage: Eukaryota; Fungi; Basidiomycota; Exobasidiomycetes; Ceraceosorales; Ceraceosoraceae
Source: the annotation of a GenBank genome assembly